CCCCAACACAACACAGUUGCUACAACCUAUUAGUUCUUGUGUUUGCCAUUAGUUAUCAGUUAUUUCUGAUAUCUGUGCAAGAUUAUCUUUGAAGUGCAUUGAAGCAAGACCAAUGGAAUCCAACAACGGACAUUGCCAGGUAGAUUUAAUAUUUUCUUCGGACUCGCCACCUAGUGAUCCUAAGAUCCAGCCUGUUUUGAUUGUUGGACAGACAGUUAAUCUUAAUAAAAUUGAGUACAAUAAAGUUCAGCAUAAAUUGGAACCGAGGGUGUCUGAAGAGGUAUUUAUGAGAGGACUUCGUGGGCUUCAUUCAAGAACUGGUGACUCAGUUAUUUCACUAUAUCUGAAUAGUGUAACUAUAGCAAGUCUUCCUGCACGAUGCUCACGUCAUAAUGCACCAGCUCGUCCUCACUCCCUAGCAUCUUUGGUAAAGAAUGUCUCAUCUGGGAAAUCAGAAACAAUAAUUAUUGUAUGUCCCUACGCUGAUGCUCUAGCUUCUGCAUCGGCUGUUGCUCGUUCAUAUCCAUUAUUUUCUAUGAAAUCUCCAAAAUCCCAGAAAAAAGUGGAAGUAAGGGUUGAAUUCAUCAUAGUGGAUUUGGAUGGUAAGCAAUGUGACUAUGACCUUCUUCAGUCAGUGGCAAACGGAGUCCGUAUGACAGCUUGUAUUGUUGACAAGCCUUGCAAUAUGAUGGGUGUCUCACAUUUUUUACAAGAAAUUGAAGCUGUAAGCAAGGAAUAUAAUUUAGAAAUGUCUGUAUUCCGAGGAGAACAGCUUAAAGAGAUGGGUCUAGGAGGAAUUUAUGGAGUGGGCAAGGCCAGUACUGACCAACCAGCGUUAGCUAUCCUGACUUAUAAGCCUUCAUAUUUUUUUCCUGAAACAACUGUUGCAUGGGUUGGAAAAGGAAUUGUCUAUGAUACUGGUGGCCUGUCCCUUAAGACAAAGACUAUGAUGCCUGGAAUGAAACGUGAUUGUGGAGGUGCUGCAGCAAUUCUGGGGGCUAUAUGCGUUGCUGCUAAGUUAGGUAGCAGUGCAUGUAUUCAUGCAGUGUUCUGCCUAGCAGAAAAUUCUGUUGGUUCAAAUGCUACCCGCCCAGAUGAUAUACAUGUCCUGUAUUCUGGAAGAACAGUUGAAAUUAAUAACACUGAUGCUGAAGGACGUUUGGUUCUAGCAGAUGGUGUAGUAUAUGCUGCUCGCAAUCUAAAUGCUGAUGUCAUCAUUGAUAUGGCUACUCUGACUGGUGCUCAAGGAAUAGCAACUGGCAAAUACCAUGGCGCUCUACUCACAAAUUCAGCAACUUGGGAAAAGGAUGCUGUAUCAAUGUCAUUAAUAUCAGGUGACCUACUCUUUCCUCUGGUUUACUCACCUGAGUUGCAUUUUUCAGAAUUUAAUUCUCUUGUAGCAGAUAUGAAGAAUUCGGUUGCGGACCGAGGGAAUGCUCAACCUUCUUGUGCUGGUUUGUUUGUAUUAUCUCAUUUGGGCUUCGACACAUCAUGUGAUUGGCUACAUAUUGAUAUGGCUUCUCCUGUGCAUUUGGGGGAACGUGCUACUGGUUAUGGAGUCGCUUUACUGACAUUGUUAGUAGCCAAAUAUUCUAACAAUAUGAUGCUAAGGAACCUUGUUGAAACUUUGGAAUAGUUUGUUUUUUAAUAUUUUUUUUUGUAAAUAAAAAAAAAGAAGAAAGAAAGUUGAAAUUAAGGCUUUCAAAAAUAUAAGUUUUGUGAUGUUUAAAACAUUGUAUAUUAUUUUACUUUUUCACUGAUAAACUUUGUAAUUUUUUUAGUAGUUGGUUGGGCUGUUCAGUCAUACAAG
Messenger RNA from Nezara viridula (southern green stink bug), 1810 nucleotides. The record is from the annotation of a GenBank genome assembly. Lineage: Eukaryota; Metazoa; Arthropoda; Insecta; Hemiptera; Pentatomidae.